UAAGAAAAUGAAGAAUGUUUAUUGAGCACAUUCCAUAGUCGGAAAAGAGCGAGAUCAGUGAAAUCGUGUGAGUAAAAUCAACAUAAUUAAUUGUGUAUUAAUAAUAUUCUGGAAGCAUCAUAAGUAAGAAAAUGUGGUUUUAUACGAAAAUGUGUACAAGUAAUGCACGACUUGACGGCAAAACUGUAGUGAUAACAGGAGCAAGUGGCGGUAUUGGUAAGGAGACUGCCAGAGAUUUUUAUGGAAGAGGUGCUAGAGUAAUUUUGGCCUGUAGAAAUAUGGAAAAGGCAAACGAAGCAGUCGUAGAUAUAAAAAAUAAUCCACCUUCAAGAAUUAAAAAGGAUGAGUAUCAAAAUAUUGCGGGCGAGCUUGUAAUUUAUUCUCUCAAUCUAGCUAGUUUGAAAAGCGUGAGAGAUUGCGCUAAAAAUUUACUAACGAAAGAAGCAGCCAUUCAUAUCCUUGUAAACAAUGCUGGUGUGGCUAUGCUUCCGUACGAGAAAACAGAGGAUGGAAUUGAAACGACAUUACAAACGAAUCAUCUUGGCCAUUUUCUUUUGACGCUUCUACUGAUGCCAAAAAUGCAAUCGUCUUCCCCCGGUUGCAGAAUAGUUAAUGUAUCAUCAAUUGCUUAUAUUUUGGGUGACAUAGAUUUCGAUGAUAUUAAUCUGGAGAAAUCUUACACUUCAAUUAAAAGUUAUACGCAAAGUAAACUGGCAAACAUUCUGUUUACAAAGGAACUCGCUCGUCGAUUGACAAAAGCAAAUAUUCACGGAAUUAACGUAUAUUCUUUGCAUCCUGGUCUUAUACCAACGGAGAUAAGUCGGCACGCCAGUAAUACUCUAUUUCUAGGUACAGGUUUUGCUUAUAAUUUUUUAACGUGGCUUUUGUUUAAGAAUGUUGAACAAGGAGCACAGACAACGAUAUAUUGUUCAGUGGAUGAAAAAGCGGCUAACGAGACUGGACUUUAUUAUUCAGAUGAAACCGCCAAUCAACGAAGGAAAGCGAGCAAUGAUGAAUACGCUAAAAACUUGUGGAAUGCAUCCUGCAAGCUUCUGCAUUUAAAGCCAGAAGAAGAUCUUACUACAUUUCUGCAAACCGUUUCACGCCAAAUAUCGUAAAGAGGUAUUGCAUUGGUUACAUAUCGCAUUGUUAAAAACGAAGCCUAUAUAGUAAAUUUUAUAAACGUGUAACUCUAUUGACCUUAAUACACAGUUUGAAAGUAUCGACGAUACUAUUUUAUAAGUCGUAAUGAAUAUUUAUAUCUAAUUAGAAAACGACAUAGAUAUAUGCAUAUUUACGAUGUCCAUCUGUUUCUUUCUCCAAUGGUAUGUGGGUCUAAAUAGAUGCGAAAAGAAAACAAAGUGAAAGAAGCAUAAAAUUAUGCAUCAGCAAGUUAUAUGUAAUAUUUCUAAAUAUACACAUAUACAUAUGUAUAUUGAUAAAAUACUUUCUAAAUAUUGAUAUUAUAUUAUAUAUAUUGAUAUCAUUCUAUCGCAUAAAAAUUAUAAUACCUAAUAAAAAAAAUGGCUUUUAAUUUUUUGUAAUUUUAAUAACCGUUAUAUCGCACCAAAGAAAAUUCUUGAUCUUAUAAUGGCUUUGUGGGUGUCCUUAUCAAAAUCUCUUAAUUUUUUCUUGAUAUUUUCUUGAUAUUUUCGGAUAACACCGAUGGUCUUAUCUGUUUGACCCACGUCAC
Formica exsecta is the source of this 1693-nucleotide messenger RNA. Its product is annotated as retinol dehydrogenase 12-like. Lineage: Eukaryota; Metazoa; Arthropoda; Insecta; Hymenoptera; Formicidae. The record is from RefSeq and is a predicted model, not a curated record. The transcript has 6 exons. The coding region runs from base 132 to 1118 and encodes 328 amino acids.